Emiliania huxleyi CCMP1516 is the source of this 1224-nucleotide messenger RNA. RefSeq names its product Rad51 DNA recombinase (gene Rad51-2). Bases 1 to 1224 code for a protein of 407 amino acids. The transcript is spliced from 7 exons. Gene Ontology annotation, molecular function: ATP hydrolysis activity; single-stranded DNA binding; ATP binding. The record is from RefSeq and is a predicted model, not a curated record. Gene Ontology annotation, biological process: DNA repair; DNA strand invasion; mitotic recombination. Lineage: Eukaryota; Haptophyta; Isochrysidales; Noelaerhabdaceae.
AUGGGCGACGGCCAGACGCAGGCGCCCGGCGCGUGGCAGCAGCUUGAGCAGCUCGAGGGCUCUGGCAUCAACGCCGCCGAUCUCAAGAAGCUCAAGGAGAAGGGCUUCCACACCGUCGAGGCGGUCGCGCACGCGACGCGCAAGGAGCUCGGCGAGAUCAAGGGGAUAUCGGACCAGAAGGUGGACAAGCUGCUGGCGGCCGCGCACAAGAUGGUCGACAUGGGCUUCUCCUCCGCAACAGAAAUCUACCAGCAGCGUCAGGAGACCCUCCACCUCACGACCGGCUCCAAGGCGCGCCGCCCCCGCUGCUCGCCAUCGCCGCCCGCCCCGCCGCCCUCCGCCCUCCCUCGCCGUCGACUCGUCGCGUCAUCACCCGUCGCCUCGCAGGACCUCGACGACCUGCUGCGCGGCGGCAUCGAGACGGGAUCCAUCACCGAAAUCUUUGGCGAGUUUCGGACCGGCAAGACGCAGCUGUGCCACACCCUCUGCGUCACCACGCAGCUGCCUCUCGAGCAGGCGAGGCCAGGAUGGGCCGAACACUUCCCGGACACUUCCCAGACACUUCCCGGACACUUCCCCGCAAAACUGUGGGGCGGCGCCGAGGGAAAGGCCAUGUACAUCGACACCGAGGGCACCUUCCGCCCCGAGCGGCUCUGCGAGAUCGCGGAGAAGUACGGCCUCGACGGCGCGCAGAGCCCCCGCCGCCGUGCCGACGUGCUCGACAACGUGGCGUACGCGCGCGCGUACAACUCGGAGCACCAGCUGCAGCUCCUCGCCGAGGCGGCGGGCAUGAUGUCCGACACGCGGUUCGGGCUCAUCAUCAUCGACUCGGCGACCGGUCUGUACCGCACCGACUACUCCGGCCGCGGCGAGCUCUCGGCGAGGCAGAUGCACCUGGCAAAGUUCCUGCGCGCCCUCUCCAACUUGGCCGCCCAGUUCGGCGUCGCGUGCGUCAUCACCAACCAGGCGGGCGCUCCGCCUGGCGCCCGGAGGCGCGCGCCGCAUGGCCCUGUGGUGGCGCAGGUGGACGGCGGCGCCUCGUUCGGCGACAACAAGAAGCCGAUCGGAGGCAACAUCAUCGCGCACGCGUCGACGACCCGGCUCUACUUCCGCAAGGGCCGCGGCGAGAACCGCGUCUGCAAGGUGUACGACUCGCCCUGCCUGCCCGAGGGCGAGGCGACCUUCGCCAUCCACGGGGCCGGCAUCGGGGACGCGGCCGAGUGA